Sinocyclocheilus rhinocerous is the source of this 1611-nucleotide messenger RNA. RefSeq names its product tripartite motif-containing protein 16-like. The coding region runs from base 25 to 1611 and encodes 528 amino acids. Gene Ontology annotation, molecular function: zinc ion binding; protein binding. The record is from RefSeq and is a predicted model, not a curated record. The transcript is spliced from 5 exons. NCBI's taxonomy places the organism in Eukaryota, Metazoa, Chordata, Actinopteri, Cypriniformes, Cyprinidae.
AAGUCUCUGUAUUCAAGCGAUAAAAUGGCAGAAGCCAGAAUUUUUCAGGAUGAGUUCUCGUGUCCAGUGUGUCAGGGUCUUCUGGAGGAUCCAGUGACCAUUCCCUGUGGACACAGUUACUGUGAGAGCUGUAUUACAGGCUGCUGGGAACAGGAGGAUCAGAUGAGAGUCUACAGCUGCCCUCAGUGCAGACAGACCUUCAGUCCAAGACCUGCUUUAGCUAGAAACACCAUGCUGGCUGAAGUGGUGGAGAAACUGAAGAAGACCAAACUCUCUGCUGACUGUGAUGCUGAAGCUGGAGAUGUGCAGUGUGAUGUCUGUACUGGAAGAAAAUACAAAGCCGUCAAGUCCUGUCUUGUGUGUCUGAACUCUUACUGUCAGAAUCACCUUGAACAACAUGAGAGUUGGUUUGAAGGAAAGAGACACAAUUUGACUGAAGCCACUGGACGACUGCAGGAGAUGAUCUGCCAGAAACAUGAGAAGCUCCUUGAGGUUUUCUGUCACACUGACAAGAAAUGUAUAUGUAUGCUGUGUACGAUAGAUGGACAUAAAAACCACGACACUGUAUCAGCUGCAGCACAGAGGACAGAGAAACAGAAGCAGCUGAAGGAGACGCAGAAGACGUUCCAGCAGAGAAUCCAAUGCUCUGCACAGACAGCAGUGGAGGACAGUGAGAGAAUCUUUGCUGAGCUCAUCCGCUCAUCCAUUGAGAGAAGCCGCUCUGAGCUGAUACGGCUGAUCAGAGAUCAGGAAAAGCAAGCAGUGAGUCGAGCUGAAGGACGACUGGAGCGACUGGAGCAGGAGAUCAAUGAUCUGAGGAGGAGAGACGCUGAGCUGGAGCAGUUUUCACACACACAGGAUCACAUCCAGUUCCUGCAGAGUUUCCAGUCUCUCUCAGCACCUCCUGAAUCUACAGAUGGAAAUGAUGAUUCCUUAAUUUCUCUCUUCUCUUCUGAUGGCCUGAGAGAAUCUGUCCAUCAGCUGAGAGACAAACUGGAGGAUUUCUGCAAAGAGGAGCUCAAGAAGAUCUCAGACAGAGAAACCCUCACCAACAUUGUUCCCAGAACCAGGAACCACUUCCUACAAUAUUCCCAUCAACUCACUCUGGAUCCGAACACAGCAUAUAAACGCCUUUUUCUGUCUGAGAGCAACAGAGUGAUUACUGUCGCUGGCACAGAUCAGUCGUAUCCUGAUCAUCCAGACAGAUUUGAUUAUUGGUGUCAGGUGUUUUGUAGAGAGAGUGUGUGUGGACGCUAUUACUGGGAGCUGGAGUGGAGUGGAUAUAAUGGUGUGUGUAUAUCAGUGUCAUAUAAGAGCAUUAGCAGGAAGGGAGGGGCUAAAGAGUGUGUGUUUGGAUUCAGUGAUCAGUCCUGGAGUUUGUUCUGCACUCCCUCCAGAUACUCAUUCUGGCACAAUAAGAAUGAGACUGCUCUCUCUGUAGAGUCCAUCAGCAGUAGAAUAGGAGUGUUUGUGGAUCACAGUGCAGGAACUCUGUCCUUCUACAGCGUCUCUGACACAAUGAGCCUCAUCCACACAGUCCAGACCACAUUCACUCAGCCGCUCUAUCCUGGGUUUGGAUUUGGAUCUGGAUCAUCAGUGAAACUGUGUUGA